Molecule: messenger RNA, 5388 nt
Organism: Electrophorus electricus (electric eel)
Lineage: Eukaryota; Metazoa; Chordata; Actinopteri; Gymnotiformes; Gymnotidae
Gene: shf
Product: Src homology 2 domain containing F
Molecular function (GO): phosphotyrosine residue binding
Source: RefSeq, a predicted model, not a curated record
CAGAGCGCAAUUCUAGACUCACCGUCAGCACGCACGCCAGAGUUUCCCCGAACAGAAAGUGUUCGCUCGUUAGAAACUGGCAACUCUGACUAAAGCGAACAAACUGUCCGGAUUCGAGAGGGGCGACCUGCUUCGGAGCCCAUAGGAGGACAGACGUUGGUAAUAGAAAACUGGUACGGAAAUAUAGUAUUUGAGUUUUGAGCGAUGCACUGGCAGCAUGGCCAGAUGGUUCAAGGAACACCUGGGAUUCAAAACGACCAAAGCUUCUCCACCGGCGCCCCCGAAACCGGACUACCGACAUUGUCAUACCGCCGUAUCAGGUACGCCUGGCUACCACCAGCCAGGCACCGGUGCGACCUCGCUUUACCAAAGCUCCGCUCAACCCGACAUACUCACUGCGUACAAACUACAAAAGGAACUGGACUUCGAGGAUCCGUACACGGGAGGCGGAAAUAUUCCCUUCUCGAGUGGACUAAGCUCACUGGGGUCGCCGGAUGUAAAGUACGUGUCUCCAAAACACAGGCUUAUCAAAGUGGAAACAAUCGAGAGAACGAGCUCGAGUUCGGGCAGUGGUGUUACCACAACCCAAGCAGUGGCUGCGGGGAGCGCCAAGUCCCCCACGUCUCCACCCGCGGAACCGGAGAGUAAGCAAGACAAGGUGAUCAUCCUGGAGGACUAUGCAGACCCGUUUGAUGCCACAGAUCAGGCUGGAGUCCCGCAGAGCAGCGCGGAGAAACCCGUGGAGAACGACGGCUACAUGGAGCCGUACGAGGCUCAGAAGAUGAUGGCUGAGAUCAGAGGUGGCCGAGGCCCGAAGGACGGGCCAAUCCGUCAGCUGCCCCUGUACGACACGCCGUAUGAGCCAGCCGAGAACGGCGAGGGGGCGGAGCCUGGGCGGGGGCGGUGCUUGCGCGAGAGCAGGCUGCCCCAGGACGACGAAAGGCCGCCCGAGGAGUACGACCAGCCAUGGGAGUGGAAGAAGGAUCGCAUCUCCAAAGCCUUCGCAGCUCUGCUUUGUUAUGACUGCAUUAGCAGCAAAGGAGCAGGGAGAGGAUCACCUCGGAGAGACGGCAACCGCGCAAAAUCCCGUACAGUAGAGAUUAAAGUGAUUAAGGACCUGCCCUGGCCUCCACCUGUGGGGCAGCUCAACACCACUUCCCCCGUGGCGGAGGCGGUGGAGGCGUCCCAGCCCUCGCCCGGACACAGCGUCUCGGCCGCGGCCUCAGACCAGCACCACCAGGUCCAGUUCGAGAAUGUGGAGAAGUGCCGGAUGUCUCCCACUAAGGAGGGCUGGUCACGGCCACCCCAGCGCCACUCCAGUGGCUGCCUGGUCAACACGAAGAUGAGCUCCCUGGAGCACUGCUCGUCUCCGCUGGGCGAGCGCAUCGACCCCAGCCUGCCCCUCGACAGCCAGUUCUGGUAUCACGGCGCAAUCAGUCGAACGGACGCUGAGUCAUUGUUGCGGUUGUGUAAAGAGGCCAGUUACCUGGUGAGGAACAGCGAGACCAGCAAGAACGACUUCUCCCUCUCGCUCAAGAGCAGCCAGGGUUUCAUGCACAUGAAGCUGUCUCGAACCAAAGACAACAAGUACGUCCUGGGCCAGAACAGCUGCGUGUUCGACAGCGUGCCAGAGAUCAUCCACUUCUAUUCCAGCCGCAAGCUUCCAAUCAAAGGAGCCGAGCAUAUGUCCCUGCUGUACCCCGUGGCCAUCCGGACACUAUAGCCUGCCGCUGUUGCUCAAGUACAGGUUAAAGUGGUGUAGCCAUUUCAGAAUGCUCUGUAGAUGCCCUGGAUCGUGUUUUAAGGCCAUCAUGGAUGGAUUUAUCACCUGUGUCCUCAUGUUAUAGCAGCCAGUUUUAGGACAUCUUCUAUAAAGCAUUUAAUAGAUGCCUUGGUUGACAGUGAUGGCUCACUUGGCGUUUAUUAAGCCCUUAUGAAUGGCUACUUGUGUGUACAAUGCUACUGUAACAGUCAGCAGACAGGGACUGGAUGUCUUUAUGCUGUCCUAUCUCCGGUCUUAAGUGUGCAGCAAGUCCCCUUCCCACCAGAUCAGAGGACUAUGGCAACAACACUGAUCCCUGAAUAGAGCAAUGUGGUUUUCCAGCUGUUUUUCUGUGCUGAAAUGCAGCUGCUCUCUGAUCCUAGAACUGUUUCUUCUCCUUUGCUUCUCACAUCGCCCGCUCACAUGGACCUAUAACGGUGACCUUACACCUGCGCCCAACACUUUAGCCUCAUUGGCUGUCCUUUCUUCUUCCAUCAUGCACACUGUAAUAAAUCAUACAAACCAUUAGUUGUGGAUGAACUAAUAGGCCUUUUGGAAACUCCGGGAUGACAUAAGUGUUUUGUAAUGCUGUAUAUCACUAGUGAAGCCUUUGGAGUACUAGGCUCCAUCUAGGCUGCCAACUUUCUUCCAUUCAUUAGGUAUUCAGUCUUCAUAAAACUAAUAAAUCUCUGGUGCCCACAAAUGACUGACACCCAAGAACACAUCUGCCACAAAUCUAUUGGACCUACUGAGAAGAUAUUAUUGUGUACAACAGUGUAAUGAGAAUUGAGGUGGCAAUAAUGGAGGAUAUCAUGAAAGGUAUUUUUACUGAAAAGGUGAUUGUUUAUCUUAUUCAGGCAUAAUUAGCAGGUGUUUAGAAAGUGUUGCUUAAUCCUUAGAACAAGGACACAUCACCUUUCUAGCUUAGAAUGAAAAUUCUCCUCUAUUAUAAUUGAGAAUGUGGAAACUUUGUAAACCAUGCAAGUGAGUUUUGAGCAGUCCAAGGACCUUCUCCACCAAUUAGAAGCACUUGGACUAAGCUGAAAAUGUAAAUAAUGUCAUACAUAUUUGACCCAAGAUGUCUUAUAGAAAAGUGAACAGAAGAGUGAAUUGCCUUGUGGCUCAACCACCAUGUGAAAAAAGGACCUUUUAGUAGCUUGAUAAAACUGAGCCACUUUGCAUUCAAUCCCCCAUCUUAGAACGCUCUUGACAAGGGAGAAUGAAAUAUGUCUGUAUUGUCUACCUCAGAAAAUAAAUUGAAUUCACCCAUCAGCCGAUCAAUAAGGUACAAUAAGAUUGCAGAUAUUGAUCCUGCUCCCCCUUCCUCUCAUCAAUUUCCACAAAAUUGUAUCUUCGGUUUAGGAAUAGUUCUUCUUGCCUAAACUCAAUCAAAAGUGGUUGUGUGCUCUCUAGAGAUUGUUUUAUGAUGCUAUUUGUAUGUAAAGUCACCCCGUGCUAGUAUGUGAUGCCUGUGACAUGCGUUCGGUUCAUGUCUUUACGUAAAUGCAUGGUGAAAAGCAAAUCAGUCCAGUAUGUCAAACUGAUUUUCCAAAAAGUUCUGCUUUCAGUGAAUGUUCUGUGACUGUAAUUUAUCAAGGAGUAAUGAUGCUUAUUAUAACGUGUGUUUUACUCCCAGACAUAGUGACUGACACCCAUUUUAUGUUCUCUCUGUUCUUUGCGCCAUGCGUGUGUGCAUGUAUGUGUGUGUGUGAGUAAGAAGGGAACUAGAAACUAUGGUGCUUGGGUGUGUGUGUGUGUGUGUGUGUGUGUGUGUGUGUGUGUGUGCUUCAAAUGCUGCUUCAUCUUACAGUGUGUGUGCUUACUAAUGGCCCAGUGUACUGACCUGGAGACCAAGUGUGUGGCGGCACACCACACAAAGGCUUCGGGGUGAGGUGUUCAGGUCGAGAGCAGACUCCUGCCUGCUAGCCUGGUCCCCCUUCCCACUGCCUGUGAGGUCUCGUGCAUGAGUGUUAGAGACGAUGUUCAGCUUGAUAGUGGUACAGAUAUAUAGUCAGAUUAUGCAACGGCUUUGCCUGUGUUUCUGCCUUUGUUUCUUGAUCGUUAACCUCUUGGUAGCUGAGACUGGAGACAAGGCUUUCUCAUCAUCUUUAUUGUUAGUAAAGUUAAGCCUUCUGCGCCUUAAAAUGUCAAGGAGCUGAGAUGAAAGGCACUAGCUGAAAUUUCAAGCCCAUGUUGUGAACCAUGUGAUUUUCAUACAUAUAGCUCCUUAAUUGUGGCAUUGUCAGAGAACGUAUGUAAGGCUUAUAUCUUUGCAUUGUGACACUUGAACAUUUGUCAGCGAACCGUCUUGCUUGACUGGCUGCUUAUGGCGAUCUCUUACUGAACGGCAGCCAGCCCUCCUGAUCCUGCUGCAGCGGUAUGGGCUGACCUGUCUGCCUCGAGGAAAGGGGGCCAGCAUCAAAUAGGUCCAUGUGUGUGUUUCCUGGAAGUGCAUUUGUGCUGUUGCCAACAGAGAGGCAGGGGGAGGCGGGGCAGAAAGGCAAGUCAGAUGAAGUUGUUUGCUUGUCAGUGAGCAAUGAUGAACACAGACUUUAAUAAAGCAACUGUGUGUCUUUGCUACCAGUCUGAAGUACUGUUGUGUUGAUACGGAGCGGAGAGAGUUGACGUUUUUAUGUGAACCAGAGGCAGGAUGCCUGGCCAGUAGUGUGUGCCGUUGUUGAGACAGGUACUGAACGCAUAUUAACAGGAGGAUAUAUUUACACAAACAUUUCUCAUCUGAUGUGAAGUUGCUGCUGUACAUGUUUUAUUUUUUGUUUGUUUGUUUGUUUUUUGUCAUUUUUUUUAGGAAUGAAACAGGCAUGUUCAGGUAUCUGAUGGAGCAGAGGUUUGUAAAGGAAUUAUGGGUAGACAGAUGGCGGAAGGCAGGGGAGAGGUGGGGGUUGUAUUUGGUCCGAGGCUGGAUUUGAAGCUGUGGCAUAGUGCAGGGAAGGGGCAAAGGUCAAUCUGAUCCAAACGCAAUAUAAGGAAUAGUGAUAAUCAGUCAGGUGAGGAGAAGGAGGCGGGGAAAAGACAAUGAAAGAGAAGAGGUGUGGUGGAGGAGGAGAAGAGAGGAGGAGAGGUUUGUGGAGCAGAGGGCACAGGGAAUGAGGAGAGGAUGAGAGAAGCAUGCAAAGCUCAGGAGGAAUUCGCUUAAAGCUCCUGCUGUCUGCUCAAUGUCUUUUGGCAUCUGCUGUGGUAUCUCUUUCUGUGUCUACAAGUGUUCUUCAGGUGUGUGUGUUUGUGUGUGUGUGUGUGUGUGUGUGUGUGUGUGUGUGUUGCACUGAAGCUUCACUCUAUUCUGGUUUUAGUUUGCUUUUCUAUUCACGCACGUGUGUGUGCGCGCUUGCGCUUGCGCGUUCGUGUGCGUGCGUGUGUGUGCGGCGCCUGGCUGUGGGCAGGCGUGUGCAUAUCUGCGCACAUGCACUUAACACUGUUGCCCCACCUUCAUCGCUGUACGUUUGAGCUUAGUCAGUUGUGUGUCAGUGUAAGUUUCCUCCUGUGUAAGCACUACUAGAAUAAAUCUGUACAGUGUCUCUUGGCCAGGUGUAUAUACUGAAUGUAUUGGAUGGGGAUUUGGAGGAGCUGAGGUUCAAAGAAAUAAAGCAGAGUUUAUGAGUCUAACUGAA